Messenger RNA from Triplophysa rosa, 2450 nucleotides. RefSeq names its product LINE-1 retrotransposable element ORF2 protein. Bases 1205 to 2188 code for a protein of 327 amino acids. The transcript has 2 exons. Gene Ontology annotation, biological process: base-excision repair. The record is from RefSeq and is a predicted model, not a curated record. Gene Ontology annotation, cellular component: nucleus. Lineage: Eukaryota; Metazoa; Chordata; Actinopteri; Cypriniformes; Nemacheilidae. Gene Ontology annotation, molecular function: phosphoric diester hydrolase activity; double-stranded DNA 3'-5' DNA exonuclease activity; DNA-(apurinic or apyrimidinic site) endonuclease activity.
UGGUGAUGUAAUGUUUAUUUGCACAUAUGGGGAAAGGAAGUAAAUGGGAUUUUUUGUAUUGCAGAUAUUUGCCUGUAAAGCAUCUCUGAUCACUCGAGUGUUGCACCCAACUUGCCUGAACGAAUAGAUGAUAUCAGGAUGACUGAAAGCGAUGAGAAAAUAUUAACUAUUCUUUCAUGGAACGUGAACGGGUUCCACCGCAAAAAGUCUGAGGUCCUUCAUCAGUUGAAUGUUUUCCAGGCAGAUGUGGUAUUUCUCCAAGAAACUCAUGUGGGUCCAGAUAGAGUCUAUUCCACAGGAUGCAUCAAGAUUGAGUCUUUGGAGGGAGAUUACGCCAUGACGGCGUUCACUGUCUUCAAAGGAAGCGCACGCGGAGUGGCCGUUCUGUUUAAAAAGAACCUGGAAUUUGGUGGUUUUAAAGUUGAUAGCGAUAGCAAGGGAAGAUACAUAAUAAUCUCAUGUCAAAUUUGGGGGCGUGAUUUUGUAUUUAUCAAUGUAUAUAACUCAAACGAUGAAAAAAUUAAGUUUACUGAAUUCACACAUUUGUCUACCCAAAUCCCACCAUCGGCCUAUCUCGUGAUCGGUGGUGAUUUUAACACCGUAAUGGAUUCGGAUCUUGACAGAACGUCACAUUUACGAAACCGGAGUCAUGAAAAGACGCUCAAUGCUCUCCAACGAUUUUUAGAUACUUUUAACUUGGUAGAUGUUUGGAGGUGUGUUUACCCCGAGGUUAAAAGCUUCACAUUUUUUGAUGCGAAAGGCCAAUCUAGACUCGACUACUUUUUUGUACAAAGUCACAUGUUAGCAAGAGUUACUGGAUGUAGUAUUCACGAAAGACCGCAACAUUUAGAUAAAGAAGAUUACAUUUCCGAUCACGCGCCAUUAUCUAUUCAGAUUCAGACAAAUGGCCCAAAAUGGCAGCCGGGUGUUUUUCUCCUUAAAGACAAGGCAUGUAUGGAAAGGUUGUCAUGCAUAAUAAAGACAAUUUCAAGAAUAAAGACCGAAACGAGGAAAGGAAGUCUAUGGCCAGGAUUGAAGGUCCGACUUCUAUGUGAGGCAAUAGCUUUUCAAAAUGAAAGCUCAAGAGAGAGGAUGCAAAUCUGUGAACGUCCUCGCGGGGUGGAACAUGUGGACUGGGAAGGCAAGUGAAGUCUUUUAAGGUUUCUCUACGGUCUGCUCUCAUUUGCAUGUAUGAAAAUCAUUAAUGCGGCAUCGUUACUUUUUAGGGUUUAGAGACGAGACUCUACAUACAGCAAAUCCUUUCUCCACACACCAGAGUCUUAAGAGCUUUCUGGAUCAUUUGCACCAGACAGAAAGAUUCGAAGACUUAAAAUCAGCACUCAACUCUGUUCUAACCGAACCCAUUUCCAGAAAAGAGAUUUUGGUUGCUAUACUCUCCCUUCCUGAAAGUGAACGCUUAACUACAGGUGGACUAACAGUGCAGUUCUAUAAGCACUAUGCGAGUAAAAUCACAGAGCUUUUACAAGCAUUUUUCAAUCAAAUACUUGACUUCAAACCAAUUAAAGGUGUGGCUGUUGAAUCGCUGGGCCAGAGAAAUUACGAUCAUACCUACAGCCAUCGUGUUCAGUAUCACUGUAGUCCUAUUACAGUGAUUGAUACUGAUUAUAAGAUUUUGGCUUCAGUUCUAGCAGAAAGGUUGAAAAGUGUUAUUGAACAUGUUUUAAAUCCAGGUGUAGGUAAACCACAAACGUCUAUUCAGGACAGCAUUAGUGUUCUUCAAAGUGAAACUGCUGAUAAAAUGCUGAUUGUUUCGAUAGGAGUAGAUGCAGGUGCAUUGAAGUUGUCCUAUUUGUUUUACAGCCUGAAGUUUGUAAACCUGCCUGACAGGUUCACAUCAGUGUUGAAGCUGUUGGUGACCGAGGGAGAUGUAAACAUGCACGGUGAAUCAUAUUCACUGCAAUCUCCACUGCAAGGUCUAAAAGUGGGAUGUCCACUGACUCCUUUACUAAUAAGCAUUUGUCUUCUCCCUCUGAUUCACUCUGUUAAUACUGAGAAAAAGCUUUUGGGACCUAAUAUCCAAGUGGGGAUCCCAAAGUCGGUAAUUGACAAAGACAACGCCAUCAUUUUCCUUCCCAAUACCAGUGAAGCUUUGGAAAGUUUGGAAAAGACGCUGCUAGAUUUUACAGAGACGUCUGGGUUAAUAAUAGAUAGGAGAUACUCAGUUUAGGCACUUAAACUUCAGUUGUUUAAGAGAAUAUAGAUGAUGGAAUUACUUGAGAUGUUUUGACCAAUUAUUUAUCAUGUUAGUUAUCAUAGUGAUUGUUUCGCUACAGGAGGAGUUUAUAAAUCAAACAGCCAUCUGAUAAAGGCAAAGUAUUAAUAUAACGUUUUGGCAUAAUGUACUUCAUUUAUAGUUUUUAAAAAAUGUGUUUUACUUUUUCUGCAUACAUUCCGUUAUACUGUACAUUUAAAUAAUUAGUUUCAGGUUU